Messenger RNA from Plenodomus lingam JN3, 228 nucleotides. The record is from RefSeq and is a predicted model, not a curated record. NCBI's taxonomy places the organism in Eukaryota, Fungi, Ascomycota, Dothideomycetes, Pleosporales, Leptosphaeriaceae.
AUGACACAAAUCGAGGAUAACCUGGGAGGCUGUAUAAGGGACGGAUCGAGCGGUGUCGUCCGAGAGACGUCGUUCAUUGGUGGACGAUGCCUUUGCACCUUAAAAGAUACUCUAUGGCGAAUGCAUAAAGCCUGCACUUUUGAAAUGAUCAUGGAUCAAUAUUUCAGCCUUGGAUCUGAUGGCUUUGGCGGUUAUAGGCGGAGCGGUCCCAUCAGUUGCCACGCCUAG